Molecule: messenger RNA, 4928 nt
Organism: Chionomys nivalis (European snow vole)
Lineage: Eukaryota; Metazoa; Chordata; Mammalia; Rodentia; Cricetidae
Gene: Naip
Product: NLR family apoptosis inhibitory protein
Exons: 15
Coding region: 78-4286 (1402 amino acids)
Biological process (GO): pyroptotic inflammatory response; detection of bacterium; defense response to bacterium
Cellular component (GO): IPAF inflammasome complex
Molecular function (GO): cysteine-type endopeptidase inhibitor activity involved in apoptotic process; ATP binding
Source: RefSeq, a predicted model, not a curated record
UCAACUAUAAGACAGAACAAACCGUAUUUUCUGUGAGCUUCUUUGUGAAGGUGUUUUAUCCCAACAACAGAAAAAAAAUGGCCACCCAGGGAGAAGCCUUUGAGGAGAGGAUUUGUGAAUUUGAUGAUGAUUCGGCCUCCGAGUUAUCUGCUCUUCUGGGUGUGGAUACACUUCAGGUCUUAAAAAGACAGCAAGAAGAAGACCAUAAAUUACGAAUGAAAAUGAAGAAAGGUUUUAACCCACAGAUGCGCAGUGAAGCAAAACGAUUAAAGACUUUCGUGACCUAUGACACAUUCAGAUCAUGGACACCACAGGAGAUGGCAGCCGCUGGGUUUUACCAUACUGGGGUGAAACUUGGGGUUCAGUGCUUCUGCUGUAGCCUAAUCCUCUUUUGCACCAGACUCAGGAAUCUUCCCAUAGAAAGCCACAAGAGAUUGCGUCCGGAAUGUGCGUUCCUUUUGGACAAAGAUGUUGGGAACAUUGGCAAGUAUGACAUAAGGGUGAAGAGUCCAGAGAAGCUGAGGGGCAGCAAAGCAAGGUACCAAGAAGAGGAGGCCAGACUGGAGUCCUUUGAGAACUGGCCGUUCUAUGCCCAUGGGACAUCGCCACGUGUACUCUCAGCAGCUGGCUUCGUCUUUACAGGUAAAAGGGACACCGUGCAGUGUUUCUCCUGUGCUGGAUGCUUGGGAAACUGGGAAGAAGGAGACGAUCCUUGGAAGGAGCAUGCCAAGUGGUUCCCCAAGUGUGAAUUUCUUCGAAGUAAGAAAUCCUCGGAGGAAAUUGCCCAGUAUAUUAAAAGCUACGAGGGAUUUGUCCAUGUUACGGGAGAACAUUUUCUGAAUUCCUGGGUCAGAAGAGAAUUGCCUAUGGUGUCAGCUUACUGCAAUGACAGUGUCUUCGCUAAUGAAGAGCUAAGGCUGGACACUUUCAAGGACUGGCCCCACACAUCACCUGUGGCUGUUGAAGCUCUGGCCAGAGCAGGCCUUUUCUACACAGGCAAAAAAGACACUGUCCGGUGUUUUUCCUGUGAAGGGUGUAUGUGUAAUUGGAAGGAAGGUGACGACCCAUUAGAAGAUCACACCAAGUUUUUUCCCAACUGUGUCUUUCUCCAAAACCUGAAGUCCUCUGCAGAAGUGAGUCCAGCCCUUCAGAGCCACUGUGGACUUCCAGAAGCCAUGGACAGCACAGGGAAAAGCAAUCAUGAGGACCCAGUGGCAGUUCCCUCCACCAUGGCCGACCUGGCUUUCAGGGAAGCCCAGUGGCUUCAAGAGGCAAAGAAUCUGAGUGAGCGGCUGAGAGGAGCCUACACCAAAGCUACUUUCCGCCACAUGGAUUUGCCAGAGGUGUGUUCCAGCCUAGGCACUGACCACUUGCUUGGGUGUGAUCUGUCCAUUGUCUCAAAGCACAUCAGCAGGCCAGUGCAAGAGGCUAUGAUGCUUCCUGAGGUCUUCACCAACCUCAGCUCUGUCAUGUGUGUGGAGGGGGAGACCGGCAGUGGGAAGACAACCUUCCUGAAGAAAACAGCUUUCCUCUGGGCAUCAGGAUGCUGUCCCCUGCUGAACAGGUUCCAACUGGUCUUCUACAUCUCCCUGAGGUCCACCAGACCAGACCAGGGGCUGGCCGACAUCAUCGGUGCCCAACUCCUUGAGGCAGGAGGAUGCAUUAGUGAAGUGUGCCUGAGCAGCAGCAUCCAGCAGCUAAGGCACCAGGUGCUGUUCCUAUUGGAUGACUACCGUGGGAUGGACUCACUGCCCCAAGCCAUACAAACACUGAUUACAAAAAACUACUUGUCACGAACCUGCCUAUUGAUCGCUGUCCAUACAAACAAGGCCAGGGCCAUCCGCCCAUACCUAGAUACAAUAUUAGAGAUCCAAGAGUUUCCUUUCUAUAAUACUGUCUCUGUACUAAGGAAGUUCUUCUCACAUAAUAUAAUCCGUGUGCGAAAGUUUAUAAAUUACUUUGGAAAGAAUGUGGAUUUGCAGGGAAUUCACAAAACCCCCCUCUUUGUGGCAGCAGUCUGUGCUGACUGGUUUCAAAAUCCUUCUCACCAGUCCUUUCACGAUGUGGCAGUUUUCAAGUCCUAUAUGAAAUACCUUUCCUUACAGCACAAGGCUACACCUGAGCCUCUCAAGGCCACUGUGUCCUCGUGUGGCCAGCUGGCCUUGAGAGGACUUUUCUCAUCUUGCUUUGAGUUCAGUAGUGAGGACCUCACAGAAGCAGGAGUCGAUGAAGAUGAAGAUCUGACCACCUGCCUGAUGAGUAAAUUCACAGCCCAGAGACUGAGCCCAGUCUAUCGGUUCCUAAGUCCUUUGUUCCAAGAAUUUCUUGCUGCCAUGAGGCUGACUGAACUCCUGAGUUCAGAAAGAAAGGAAGACCAAGAUCUGGGACUUGAUUAUUUGAGACAGAUUAACUCACCCUUGAAGGCUAUGGGUGUGUACAACAAUUUUUUGCAGUAUGUCUCCAGCCACCCUUCAUCAAAGGCAGCGCCAAUGGUUGUGUCCCACUUGCUUCAGUUGGUGGAUGGUAAAGAGUCGCUGGAGAACAUGUCUGAAGAUGAGGAUUGCGGGAAGCUCCAUCCAGAAACUUCUGAGAGAAUGCAGUUGAUUAGGGGAUUGUGGAAGUUAUUUCCUGAGUCUUUCUUUUCCUUCAUCUCAGAACAUCUACUGAGUGUUGCUCUAAACUUCGCUUAUGAGAGCAAGGCCGUCGCUACAUGUUCUCCAUUUAUUCUGCAAUUCCUUCGAGGGAGAACACUGUCUUUGAAUUGUCUGAAUUUUCAGUACUUUCGGGACUACCCAGAAAGUCUACUGUUACUGAAUAGUAUUAAGGUCUCCAUAAGUGGAAAUAGCAGGGUAAAGGCAAUAGAUUUUUCACUCAUGGAAAAAUGUUUUGCCAAAGUACAGCCACCAACUAUUGAUGAGGACUAUGCCUCUGCCUUUCAACCUGUGAGUGAAUGUGAGAAAAAUUUAGCUGAAAAAGAGGAGAUAAUAAAAAACUAUGUGGAUAUCCAACACCAGGCUCCACCCAACAUCGGUGCUGGCUAUUGGAAACUGUCACCCAAACGGUACAAGAUCCCUAGGCUGGAAGCUGCAGUGGCCAACAUGGGUCCCGCAGACCAAGCGCUGCUCCGUGUCCUGAUGGAGGUCUUCUCAGCAUCACAGAAUGUUGAACUCCUUUUGAACCACAGCAGUGGCUUUCUUGAAAGCAUCCGCCCUGCUCUGGAGCUGCAUAAGUCCUCUGUCACCAAGUGCUCCAUGUGUGGACUGGAGCUCAGCGCAGCAGAACAGGAGCUGCUUCUUACCCUGCCUGCCCUGCAGUCUCUUGAGGUCUCAGGAACAAACCAGUUACCAGACCAGCUCUUCGCUAACUUGGACAGGUUCCCAAACCUGAAGGAACUGUCAGUGAGUCUAACUGGCAAACCAGAUGUGCUUUCAGUCAUCCCUGGAGAUUUCCCAAACCUCCACCACAUGGAGAAGUUAUGCAUCCAAACUUCUGCAGAGUCUGACAUCUCCAAACUGGUUAAAUUGAUUCAGAACUCUCCAAAUCUUCAUGUUUUCCGUCUGAAAGAUACUUUCUUUUCGGAUUUUGAGUCUCUCAUGACUGCACUUGCUUCCUGCAAGAAACUCAGAGAGAUUGAGUUUUCUGGACAAUGCUUUCAAACCAUGCCAUUUGUCACCAUUUUGCCAAAAUUUGUUUCACUGAAGAUAUUGGAUCUUAAACGCCAACAAUUUCCAGAUAAGGAAACAUCAGAAAAGUUUGCCCAGGCUCUGGGUUCUCUCAGGAACCUGGAGGAACUGCUCCUUCCCACUGGGGACGGGAUCCAGCAAGUGGCCAGAUUGAUUGUCCGGCAGUGUCUGCAGCUUCAGCGUCUCCGAGUUCUUUACUUCGUGAAGACCUUGGAUGACGACAGUGUGAUGGAAAUCGCCAAGGGAGCAACCAGCAGAGGUCUCCAGAAACUUGAAAACUUAGAUCUUUCAAUGAAUCACAAGAUCACAGAGGAAGGGUACAGAAAUUUCUUUCAAGUCCUGGACAACCUGCCAAACUUGCAAAACCUGGAUAUUUCCCGGCAUCUUCCAGAACGCAUCCAAGUUCAGGCCACCACUGUCAAGGCUCUGAGUCAGUGUGUGUCCCGACUGCCCAGCCUCACCAGGCUCGGGAUGCUCAGUUGGCUCCUGGAUAAAGAGGAUCUGAGGGUGAUUAAUGCUGUGAAGGAAAGACACCCUCAGUCCAAACGCUUGAUUGUUCACUGGAGGUGGGUAGUGCCCUUCUCUCCUGUCAUUCAGAAGUGAAGGAUGAAGCCGAAGAUUACUGUCGGGUCUCAAAGCUCAAUUUUCUAAUACAUUUCACUCUAAACAAGCAUGGUGUACCCAGGACUUAAGAGACUAAGACAGUAAGAUCAAGAGGUUGAGUCCAGCCUGGGUUGCUAGCAAGACCUAAGCAGAACCUAACUAUUAUAUACAAGUCUACUCCUAAACUGCAUCAGGCUGGUAACUGAAAACCCACAUGCCCAUCACUAAACUUAGGAGCUAUGAAAGCAGGCCUUGUCAGUCCUCCUGUCUAAAGACUAGAGCCUCACUCAAGUUCACACCGAGAAUCCUUCAUUGCCAAAGUCAACCGGAAAGGCGGGGAAAGGAACACUGAUCUGUGUAAAAGUCACCACAUAGAUGGAGUAUUUGAUGGAGGUAAGGAAUGUCCAGUUUAAGGAUGAGUCAGUCCCACACAUGAUGAAGCACAAGUCGACUUUACCACAGGACGCAGACGACUCUUUCCAGAGAUGCUCUUUGGUGUUCGCAGGGUUUCUGUGCACUCACCAGCCUCGGUGUGGCCAUGCUUGCUCACAUCAUCUCUCAUCCAUGGCCAACGUGAGGAAGACUUUGGACUUAGAGAAAACUGAUUUUGUUGCAGAGGAUUUUGGGGAGUUACAUAUAUCA